Messenger RNA from Athalia rosae (coleseed sawfly), 1475 nucleotides. RefSeq names its product signal peptidase complex catalytic subunit SEC11A (gene twr). The record is from RefSeq and is a predicted model, not a curated record. Gene Ontology annotation, molecular function: serine-type endopeptidase activity. The transcript is spliced from 4 exons. Gene Ontology annotation, cellular component: signal peptidase complex; membrane. Bases 122 to 664 code for a protein of 180 amino acids. NCBI's taxonomy places the organism in Eukaryota, Metazoa, Arthropoda, Insecta, Hymenoptera, Athaliidae.
AUCGAAUGACGUGGUGUAGUGGACUGGUAGGUAGUUGACUCCGUGGUUUGCCGGUUGUGUCCACCUGAAAUUAUUAAACAGGUUAUCGAAUCGUCAUUAGAAAUAAUAAAUUUUGGUCAAAAUGUUACAAAGCGUGUUCGACGAUGUGAGGCGGAUGAAUAAACGUCAGUUUCUCUAUCAAGUGCUAAGUUUUGGCAUGAUUGUCUCUUCGGCUCUAAUGAUUUGGAAGGGGCUUAUGGUCGUCACAGGAAGCGAGAGUCCGAUAGUUGUGGUUCUGAGUGGAAGUAUGGAACCAGCAUUUCAUAGGGGAGAUCUCUUGUUUUUGACAAACUAUCAGGAUGAACCAGUACGCGUUGGAGAAAUUGUUGUGUUCAAAGUCGAGGGCCGUGACAUUCCUAUCGUUCACAGAGUGCUCAAGUUGCAUGAAAAGGGAGACAAGAACAACACUGUAAAAUUCUUGACGAAAGGGGAUAAUAAUUCUGUGGAUGACAGAGGCUUGUACGCACCAGGACAGCUGUGGCUUACGCAUAAAGACGUUGUAGGUAGAGCUAGAGGUUUUCUACCAUAUGUCGGAAUGGUUACUAUAUAUAUGAAUGAGUACCCUAAAUUUAAGUACGCAGUCUUAGCUUGCCUUGGAUUGUAUGUACUAGUACACAGAGAAUGAGACUAGCAAUUAGGAUUAUUUAUACAUGGACUGUCGUAUAUAUUACAAUCAAGUGAUACAACAGCUAUUAUUUACCACAACAUAGAGUUGCAGACAGCAACAGACAGGAAGAGAAUGAGAGCUUGAGCAAUUGUGAGAGAAAACUUCACACAACCUCAAUCAAACAAAAAAAUUUGUUUAAUCUUUAAUCCGUAAGAACUCCCGUUGAUCUUAAUCAACAACCGAUUAUUUAUUUCUCAUUAUUCACGUGAGAUCUUUCUUUCUCCGAUAGUCAAGUAUUAUGAAGAAUAGAAAUUUUCAAGGUGACAAAUUUGUUACUUUUUCAUCUAUUAAUGCAAGUGUUGUAAGAUGUUUCAAUAUUCGCCAAUUUGGAAAAAUGAGGGUACUCCUCUUUGAAAGUUCGAAUUGACUGCAGAAAAUCAAGUAAUCAAACUAAUGCUGUCCCUGCGGUAUUGCAAUCCAGGGUUUACGAAUCAUCAAUUUUAAUAUGUUCACCUUUCAUCUUGGAUGGGUUGAUAAAUUUUUUUAAUGCAAUAGUUGAAAUUAUGAAACUGUGAUUUUCAAAAAGUAAAAGCCAUGAUGAUUAUCUGUUAGUAUUGCAAAACUGUAGAUUCAGUUGUUGGUUGAGAACUCAUAACUGUACGGUACUCGCAUUCUCAAUCUCAACGUCAUUAUCUGCAUCACGAAAAUAGGCACGUUGACUGAGUCAACAAUAAAUGGGUAAUAUCAAAAUCAAUAAUGUAAAUACAUGAAUACUUUCAUUCUUGAAUGUUAACCAUCCAUUUUUAGAGUAAAAUUUAACGUAACUGAG